Molecule: messenger RNA, 2179 nt
Organism: Drosophila albomicans
Lineage: Eukaryota; Metazoa; Arthropoda; Insecta; Diptera; Drosophilidae
Gene: Non1
Product: nucleolar GTP-binding protein 1
Exons: 3
Coding region: 109-2067 (652 amino acids)
Biological process (GO): ribosomal large subunit biogenesis
Cellular component (GO): nucleolus
Molecular function (GO): GTPase activity; RNA binding; GTP binding
Source: RefSeq, a predicted model, not a curated record
GGCACCUCUCUUUUUGGAAUCUAUUGCUGACACCGCGUGGUGUUUUUGCUGCUGAUUCCCAUUUAUUUUCCUUUUAUUUGCGUGGAAAAUAAAUAGAAUUCUACAAAAAUGAGUUUGUACAACUUUAAGAAGAUUAUGGUGGUUCCGCCAGCAAAGGACUUCAUCGACAUUAUGCUGUCGAAGACACAGCGCAAGACACCAACAGUCGUCCACAAGGGCUACAAAAUCUCGCGAAUUCGUGCAUUUUACACACGCAAAGUGAAGUACACUCAACAGAACUUCCACGAUCGUCUCUCGCAGAUUAUACAGGAUUUCCCCAAGCUGGACGAUGUGCAUCCGUUCUAUGCCGAUUUAAUGAACGUCCUCUACGACAAGGAUCAUUACAAACUGGCCCUGGGUCAACUUAACACAGCCAGACAUUUGGUGGACAAUGUUGCCAAGGACUAUGUGCGUUUGCUGAAGUACGGAGAUUCUCUGUAUCGCUGCAAACAGUUGAAAAAGGCCGCCUUGGGUCGCAUGGCCACAAUCAUGAAGCGUCAGGCCUCGAAUUUGACAUAUUUGGAGCAGGUGCGUCAGCACUUGUCUCGUCUGCCAACCAUUGAUCCCUACUCGCGCACCAUUAUCAUCUGCGGCUUUCCCAAUGUGGGCAAAUCGUCGUUCAUUAACAAGAUCACACGUGCCGAUGUUGAGGUGCAACCAUAUGCGUUCACCACCAAAUCCCUGUAUGUGGGACACACAGACUACAAAUAUCUGCGCUGGCAGGUGAUUGACACACCCGGUAUCCUGGAUCAUCCGCUCGAAGAGCGCAAUGUCAUUGAAAUGCAGGCUAUUACAGCUCUGGCUCAUUUGCGUGCCUGUGUUCUGUAUUUCAUGGACAUUUCGGAGCAAUGCGGUCAUUCGUUGGAAGAGCAGGUGAAACUGUUCGAGAGCAUUAAACCCUUGUUCACCAACAAGCCAUUGAUACUGGCCAUCAACAAAAUUGACAUAUUAACCUUGGAGGAUAUGGCGCCAGAGCGUCAAGCUAUCAUCACCAAGCUGCAGGAGGACAAACAGGUCCCCGUGAUGUUCAUGUCAACGGUACAGGAAACCGGUGUUAUGGAAGUGAAAACAGAGGCCUGCGAACGUUUGCUAUCGUAUCGCGUGGAUCAAAAGAUGCGUACCAAGAAGGUGGACAACAUUCUCAAUCGUCUGCAUGUGGCAAUGCCAGCGCCACGUGAUGAGAAGGUCCGAGCACCGUGUAUUCCACCACAGGCGCUGGAGCGUCUCGAACAGAAUGCAGCCAAGGCUGAGCGUAAGCGCAAGCUGGAGAAGGAGAUCGAGGAGGAAAUGGGUGAUGAUUACAUUCUUGAUCUGAAGAAGAACUACGAAGAAAUACCCGAGGAGGAGCGUUACGAUGUGAUACCAGAGUUCUGGGAGGGUCGCAACAUUGCCGACUACAUCGAUGCCGAUAUCUUCGAGAAGCUGGAAGAACUGGAGCGUGAAGAGGGUCUGCGUGAGGCCGGCGGUGUUUACACAGUGCCUGAUAUGACCAUGGAUGAGACGCUUAAGGAGAUUCGUGAAAUGGCGAAACAGAUACGCGGCAAGCGCUUUGAACUGCGCGACGAGAAGCGUCUGUCCUCCAGAAAGAACAAGCCCAUCAUUCCCCGUCAUAAGCAGCCCAAGGUGCGUGAUCGUUCCGUCAACAAAUUGGUGGAGACUAUGGAGGGUCUUGGCGUCGAUAUGUCUGGCAACGAGAAUGCCAACUUCACCAAAUCGGUGGUCGAUCUUCGCAGAGGAACUGUUGCCGUUGGCAGCAAGAUAACACCGAAGGCCCCGCUGCUGGACAAAGAAUCUUCAGCUGUGGUCAAGAAGACCGGCAAGCCACUGAAACGUGCUCCAGCUCGCGACACCCUCGGCAUCAAGGAUGUGGCAAUCAGAAAGAAGGCGCAGAUUAUGGCCAAGCGCGACAUUGCGAAGAAGGUCACCCGACUGGGUCUCAAGGGCGAGGCAGAUCGCUUCAUUGGUACGAAGAUGCCGCGGCAUUUGUAUUCCGGCAAGCGUGGCACGGGCAAGACCGAUCGCCGUUAAGUGCCUUAGCUUUACGAAUAGUUCUAUUUCACCAUAUAUGCUGUAUAAAUGUAUCGCGUUUCCUAAAAUACCUUCACAAAAUCAAAUACAAGUUGUAUUUAACAAACUCAAA